Molecule: messenger RNA, 2866 nt
Organism: Prionailurus viverrinus (fishing cat)
Lineage: Eukaryota; Metazoa; Chordata; Mammalia; Carnivora; Felidae
Gene: NXN
Product: nucleoredoxin
Exons: 8
Coding region: 119-1438 (439 amino acids)
Molecular function (GO): thioredoxin-disulfide reductase (NADPH) activity
Source: RefSeq, a predicted model, not a curated record
CGCCCGCCUCAGCCGCCGCCGCCGCCGCUGCCGCCGCCGCCUCCGCCCGCCGCGAGGACCGAGGGAGCGGGGUUGCAGCCGCCUGCCCGCCCGCGUGCCCGGGCUGCGGUGGGCCAGGAUGUCGGGCUUCCUGGAGGAGCUGCUCGGCGAGAAGCUGGUGACGGGCGGCGGCGAGGAGGUGGACGUGCACUCGCUGGGCUCCCGCGGCAUCUCGCUGCUCGGGCUCUACUUCGGCUGCAGCCUGAGCGCCCCCUGCGCGCAGCUCAGCGGCAGUCUGGCCGCCUUCUACGGCCGCCUGAGGGGGGACGCCGCGGCCGGGCCGGGGGCCGGGGCCGGGCCGGGGCCGGGGGCCGGGGCGGCCGCGGAGCCCGAGCCGCUGCGCCGCCUGGAGAUCGUCUUCGUGUCCUCGGACCAAGACCAGCGGCAGUGGCAGGACUUCGUGCGGGACAUGCCGUGGCUGGCGCUGCCCUACAAGGAGAAGCACAGGAAGCUUAAACUUUGGAACAAAUACCGAAUAUCCAACAUUCCAUCACUAAUAUUCCUAGACGCCACCACCGGGAAGGUCGUGUGCAGGAAUGGGCUGCUGGUGAUCCGUGAUGACCCAGAAGGUUUGGAAUUCCCUUGGGGACCUAAGCCCUUCAGGGAAGUCAUUGCGGGGCCCUUGCUUAGAAAUAACGGACAGUCCCUGGAAAGCAGCAGCCUGGAGGGGUCUCACGUGGGAGUCUAUUUCUCCGCACACUGGUGUCCACCCUGCCGAAGCCUCACCCGGGUCCUGGUGGAAUCCUACCGGAAGAUCAAGGAGGCAGGCCAGAAAUUUGAGAUCAUCUUUGUUAGUGCGGACAGGUCAGAGGACUCAUUCAAACAGUACUUCAGUGAGAUGCCCUGGCUCGCUGUCCCCUACACCGAUGAGGCCCGGCGGUCACGCCUCAACCGGCUGUAUGGAAUCCAAGGCAUCCCCACCCUCAUUGUGCUGGACCCACAGGGGGAAGUGAUCACGCGGCAGGGGCGCGUGGAGGUGCUGAACGAUGAGGACUGCAGGGAGUUCCCGUGGCACCCCAAACCCGUGCUGGAGCUCUCCGACUCCAAUGCCGUGCAACUCAACGAGGGCCCCUGCCUCGUCCUUUUUGUAGAUUCUGAGGAUGAUGGGGAGUCCGAGGCAGCCAAGCAACUGAUCCAGCCAAUAGCCGAGAAGAUCAUUGCCAAGUACAAAGCCAAAGAGGAGGAGGCACCACUUUUGUUCUUUGUCGCGGGGGAGGAUGACAUGACUGACUCCCUGCGAGACUACACCAACCUGCCCGAGGCGGCCCCUUUGCUCACCAUUCUGGACAUGUCAGCCCGGGCCAAGUACGUGAUGGACGUGGAGGAGAUCACCCCUGCCAUUGUGGAGGCCUUUGUGAAUGACUUCCUAGCAGAAAAGCUCAAACCAGAGCCCAUCUAGUGGGGCUCCGGCCUCAGGAGACGUUAUUUAAAACUCGGUCUUCUCCUCUUCCUCCUCCCCUUUCUUCCCUCCACCCUUGGACUUUUCCGGCGUGUCCUGAAUCACACAACCCAAGUGUCCAACCUCUCUGUGGUGCCUUGUUUUCUGCAUUAACUCCUCAGCUAGCACCCUAAGGUGCACAUCCUCUCAGCAGCAGAAGAACCCACCAUGUUUGGAGACUCGGCCUGGGAUUCACGGGGCUGGCAUAACCCGGCCAGAGCCAGGACUGCAUCACACUCUCAGUCACUAGCUCUGGGAGCAGUGUUUGCCAGGCAUUCUUCUGCCGAGCGAGCGUGAAGGGACAGUGCGCUGGUGCUCUGGCUCGGCCUCUGGUGUCAGCAUGCACACGCAGGGCCCAGGACAGCUCAGUGACACACGUACAUGCAGGUGGAGCAGGGAAAGGGCCGCAGCCUUGCUCGCCUCAGGUUAGAGCUGCUGGUGAGAACAUCCCUUCCUAAGUGACUUCGUCUAGUGACUCUCCCUCUUGGUGUGAGGGAAAAACACCAGCUUGGCAGUCGGUUCUUGGGCCGGGGAUUUCAUGAUCUCAAAGGAAGCUUGUGUUCUUUUCUGGUGAGAAAGAGUAGCUAUGGUAAAGAUUCAUGUAGUAAUUGCUUACUCUGAGCUCCUACCAUGUGAUUUUUUCUUACAUCUUUUUUCCUUGAUCUUACCUUCUCCAAGUUUCUGCCUUCUUGUACAAACAGCCUCUGCUGUCUUGGAAUGUUGUUAAUUCUUCCCCUCGGACAUCUUCCCGAGAAGAGGCACCCAGCCCUGUGUUCUUGGAGGUGCCCCACCUCACCCAGCACAGACCUCUGACACUCGGCCCACUCUGCCGCGGUGCCUGUGACCACCUUUGGUUACCUCUGUCAUCCCUCUUUUCUUUUCAAAGCAGAACUAAAAAGAGACAAGAAAUUACCAGAAGCCUCGCUUUCUCCCUAAGAACCUGCAGAAAGAGCUGUAUCCUAGGGUGGCAGUGUGAGCAGAGGGCAUGUCAACUAAAAGUACGCUUUGGAUCCACUUUGCUGAGCAAGCUCAGGUAGCUUGGGUCCCAGGAAACAAAAGUAACAACUGCUGUGUCCUUGGGACUUGGGGUGGGGGCUUUACCUAGGGAGUCACAGGAUUUGGGCCUAUCUCAACCAGGUGUUAGGGUCUUCCACCUGAUGGCAGGCCUCACCCUCGUCUCCGCUGACAGCAUUCUGUCAGCCAAGACCACUGAUUUAGAAAACCCAGCCCCCGGUCAGCUAUUGACACCAUUGCCCCUUGCUGAAUUGGACUGUUGCUUUGUAGUUCAGAGGUACAAGGUUAGCUGGUAAUUAGACAGUUACUUGAUGUCACAGCCUGAAAUCCAAUCACCUAGUAAGAAAUAAAGCAGGCAUCUCUGGACAUUAUCGA